Effrenium voratum is the source of this 1422-nucleotide messenger RNA. Lineage: Eukaryota; Dinophyceae; Suessiales; Symbiodiniaceae. The record is from the annotation of a GenBank genome assembly.
AUGACCGGCUUGCUGUUCAUCACCGACGCAGGGGACGAGGCGGACAACGAAGCCGCACUGUGGCUGCUGUCCACGCACCUGGAAAAGCUCAAGGACACGCUGGUGGACGUGGUCUUUGCUACUGGGAACCCUGCGCUACGUGCCAUGCGGUGGGCUCGCAUCAUCAAUACCAUCAAGAAGGAGGACGUGCCGGGCAAGGACAAGAUCAGAUACUGCGUGGGCCCGGAGACGAAGAGGGAGAUGAGGUACUACACCAAGUUCGAUGCAGACGCACUGGCUUCCGCCGGCAUGGGGGACCUGCAGGACGCGCACUGGGAUGGCGGUCAGUACAGCAUCAUCAUCCAGGCUUCGCCUUUGGAAGGCUUUGCGGAGGAUUUCUACAAUCCCGCCAGCGGCCCGGAAGGCGCCCUGGGCCGCGUGGAGGCCUCUCCCGGGACCCACGCGCCGCUGUACGUGGUGGUGGGUGAGGAGGGCACACCCAACUUCCCCAAGGACAAGCUGCAUCGGCGCUUCAAGGAGUUCCUAAACGAGAAGGGCUUCAAAGCGGUGCACCUCGGCGGAAACAACUACAUGCACUGGACCACCGACUUCUUUUCCUACUUGCCCUCUCCGCUGAUGAAGGAGGCGCUGCAGGACGAGUGGAAGAAGGCGGUGGGCCGCAUCCCCCCGGAGAUGUCGAACGUCUUCGUGCGCUUCAAGGUGAACAGCAACGUGAACUACGAGGUGGUGGAUGCAGCCUACAAGUCCUUUGCCAAGAGCCGUCAGGACGACGAGACGUUCAAGCAGGCCAUGACCUGGUGGAAGGAGCUGCGGCCCACCAUCCGCGCGGCCGUGCAGGACAACUACGUGAAGGUCUCCAGGCAGCAAGACAAUACCGGCGCCCGCUUCGGGAACCCGAAGAUCAAGGACAUGGUGAGGGGCCAGAACAUCACCUGGAGGUCGGCCAUGGCGGAGGCGUGUGUGGCGGACAUCAAGGCGGCCACCGGCGCCAGCGACGCGGCGCUGGAGAACUUUACGGUGGACGAGGCGCUGAGCCUGGCGCUCACGGAGAUCACCGGGAAGCUGCUGCGGAUCUACGCCUUCAGUGCCUUUGACGCUGAGGUGACGCCGAACCCUGCGCAGUGCAAAGGCUAUGCAACGGGCUCGGCCAUGAAUCCGCCGCUGGACUUCUAUCAAUUCCCCCGGCUCCUGGGGGACGUGUCGGUGCUGAAGAAGGAGGUGGUGGGCAACCCCAUGUACGACACCUCGGCGGUGCUCUUCUCCCUGUGCCUCGCGGGCAGUGGGAAGGAUGAGGCGGAGAAGCUGCUGCUGAGGCUCUCCGAGGGCUCGGUUCUUCCCAAGGCGGAGCGGGAUGAGAUCAUGGUCCGCGCCUUCCGUGGCGACGAGGUGCCGAAGCUCAUGAGCUCGUUCGUGGGCAAGUGA